ACUUGGCAUAUAAUAUCUGUCACACCUGCAGCCAGCCUCUCCUCCGGACUGCCGCCGUGACUUUAAUACUUCAGCCUUACCCACCCACCACCGGGCCCCCCGCCCCCCUCGUUUGAGCGACCCGUCGGAUCGUGCUGUGUCUCGACGCGUUUUAAAGAUGCUGGCUUGUACGGAGAUGAUCACCAUGUGCCUGCAGUCGGCCAAACAGAAGCAUCUUCUGGCUCAGCAGCAGCAGCAGCAGCAGCAGCAGCACACCGCCGGACAGGGGCUGACUAUCUUUCAUGAUAUUUUCCGCAGAGCUGACAAAAACGACGAUGGCAAGCUGUCAUUUGAGGAGUUCAAUACUUACUUUGCGGAUGGAAUCCUGACCACUGAGGAGCUGCAGGAGCUUUUCUUCUCCAUAGAUGGCCGACAAAAUAACAAUCUGGACACUGAAAAGCUCUCAGAGUAUUUCUCUGAGCACCUGGGGGAGUAUCUCAAUGUACUUUCAUCUCUGGAGAGCCUGAAUGUUGCCAUUUUAAAGGCCAUGGAUAAAACUAAAGAGGAGUACCAGGGUUCCAGUGUGUUGGGCCAGUUCGUCACCAGGUUCAUGCUAAGAGAGACGUCCAAUCAGCUGCAGUCUCUACAGAAGUCCCUGCAGUGUGCAAUAGAGGCUGUGGAGGAGCAGAGCAGCCCUGCACCGAGAGAGGCAAAGGCUCCGGAGCUGACAGCAGUCCAGAAGAGUGGCCGGCGGUGUGGUCGCAGGAUCCAUAACAACCUGUGCAUGUCCCCAUCAGAUCCCUCCUCUGGCAUCCUGACCACAGGUGUCUGCAUGGAGGAUGGAGAGAACUGGUGCUCUCAAGUCAACAGGCUGCAGCAACUGCUGGAUAAACUGGAGUGUCAGGGUCCCAAGUUGGAGCCACUGAAGGAGGACACACUGGCCACCACGUACAAGUCUAACAUCCUGCUGGUUCAGAGGCAGAUGUCGCUGACCGAUGAAGCUGAAGAUCUGGACAACUUCCGGAAAGUCCUGAAGAGCUACAUCACUUCCACCGCAGCGCACUCCGACAACCUGCAUGUGUCCGUUCAGAAGCUCCCGGGAAAGUCGUGUUACAUAAUGUAUGAGUUCUGGCAGGACCGCAUCUCCUGGAUGAGCUACCUGCAGUCCAACAGCAGCAAAGACUUCCAGCGCUGCACCAUUGACAUGUUGGAGGAUGCUGAAGUAGUUUCUACCAUGUUGCUGCCAGCUUCCUGGUGGAUUAUGACUAACAACUAGCAACUGAAUCCAGAAUGUCACAUCUACUGCCGACACUGUCACAGGGACAAAGACACACACACACACACACACACACACACUCACACGAUAAUUCAGAAGGCCUCCGUGUGUUUGAAAGCAACAGGAGACGGUGACGUCAUCCGGCGCUCUCCAGCAGCAUUUUCUCUCUCUGUGUGUUCUUCUGUGUCCGACUGCUCAUUAUUGUGCCGCUUGUAUCCAAAGGGAUGGUUGCAUCCCUGUAGCCAAUCUAAUGACUUGAACGUGUUUGAUUAUCUGCAAUGCAAAAAAAAUUGAAUUAAAGUCACCAUGCCAGUGGUGUUAAUGUGUUCUUCUUAUGAGUUGUUUCAAGUUGAAUAACAUUACAUAGGAGAUGAAGAGUUUCUUCAGGCAAAACGUGCAUGUCCUUUAAAUCCUGGCUGUGUAUGCUGUUUUUCUUUUAUUUAUAGCUAUCGUGUGCUCAGAAUUAUACAAAUCGGCCCUUAUUGCUAGAUAUACAUAUUUAUUAUAUUAGUGACGUCUACUCUGAAACACACUCUUUGUUUCUAAAGUAUCUCCAGAAGUGUGACUAUCUAACGGAAGUCACGCUUUGUGAGGACAUUCCAUUGUAUCACUAAGUUAUAAAUAGAAAAUGUGUUUAAUGUGUCAUGUGUUUACUUUGUUCAUGUCCAUAUGUAGCUCAGAUAUAUUCAUAGUUAUGCUGUGUUUUGCUUCUGUAAUCUUCACCACAAGUUGUAACUAAACUGAAACUGGACUUCAAUACAAAUAAGAUUAAAGCUAUUCAUUGUUUUGAACAAGUGAAAAUGCC
Pseudoliparis swirei is the source of this 2060-nucleotide messenger RNA. It is a transcript of the gene necab3, whose product is annotated as N-terminal EF-hand calcium binding protein 3. Bases 158 to 1255 code for a protein of 365 amino acids. Gene Ontology annotation, molecular function: calcium ion binding. Gene Ontology annotation, biological process: regulation of amyloid precursor protein biosynthetic process. The transcript has 13 exons. Lineage: Eukaryota; Metazoa; Chordata; Actinopteri; Perciformes; Liparidae. Gene Ontology annotation, cellular component: endoplasmic reticulum; Golgi cis cisterna; cytoplasm. The record is from RefSeq and is a predicted model, not a curated record.